This is a messenger RNA of Protopterus annectens (West African lungfish), 2272 nucleotides long. RefSeq names its product receptor-interacting serine/threonine-protein kinase 2-like. The record is from RefSeq and is a predicted model, not a curated record. Gene Ontology annotation, molecular function: JUN kinase kinase kinase activity; ATP binding. Gene Ontology annotation, biological process: regulation of apoptotic process; protein phosphorylation. The coding region runs from base 116 to 1786 and encodes 556 amino acids. Lineage: Eukaryota; Metazoa; Chordata; Ceratodontiformes; Protopteridae. The transcript has 12 exons.
GCUUUUACAAGACUAGCAUAUGGAUGUUAGCAGCAGUUGGGGCCAUUCUUACCGAGACAGCUUGUACGUCUAGGGGAAUUAAAAUAUCAGACUCUAAGAUUGUACUAGCAUAAAGAUGUCAGUUUCCAGUCAUUUGCUGCAGAUCUUGGAAGAAGGUUUAGACAAUUUAGUGUUGAUCCAAACAAGCACUGGGUUUGGCUUUCGGGCUCACCUCUUAUCCAAGAAAACUGAUGUGUCUUUGAAGGUACUGACCAAUCAAGGAACAACACAGAAUGCCAAAAAGGAAGUUCUAAAGGAGGCUACCUCUUUAUGUCAAAUCCAGUCAGAGCAUGUUCUGUGUCCAGUUGCAGUGUACCAGUGUCCGAAACUGGUGGGUCUGCUGACAGAGUGGAUGGGGAAUGGUUCUCUGCACUCUCUCCUUUAUGAGGACCACAUAUAUCCAGAUGUGCAGUUGGCCCUGCGAGUCAGAAUUCUGUUAGAUGUUGCUGAAGGUGCAAGCCAUUUGCAUAGGUUAAAUCCUCCAGUUCUGCACCAGGCCAUAAAGCCAUCUAAUGUCCUACUGGAUGGAAGCUACAGGGCUAAGCUUUCAGACUAUGGUUUGACAUUGUGGAGGAGGCAGUGCUUGAAGUCAAUUCCAUUUAACUGCUCCAGUGCUCACAACAGUGAUCUCAUGUACUUGGCCCCUGAAAGGCUGAUGGGGGAGGGUCCCACAGCAGCAGCAGAUGUGUACAGCUUCGGAGUGUUGUGCUGGGAAACACUGAACAGAAGAAAGCCUUUCCAGGACAAGAAGACCAUGAUGGAAGUUUAUGUGGCUGUUUGUAAAGGAGAAAGGCCUGAUGAAGGAACGGAGAUGCUUUCUGUCAGCGCACCACAACGACACCAACUUCAAAAACUAGUCACUCGCUGCUGGCACCAAGAUUCAGGCCAAAGACCGUCAUUUAAAGAAUGCAUAGUGGUACUCCAAAGUGUUCAUGACACAUUCAGCCUGGAGGACAUGCAAAGUGCUGUUCGAGCUGUAACCCAAGCAAAGGAGAGAGCAACAGAGGCCAACAAAGGUCUAAGCACAGAGGCACUACACAUUGACAUUAAAAACUUGGAGCUGUCUGACUCCCACAGCAGGAAUGGCGUUCUCAGGCCACAAAUGGCCCUUAGUGAAAUGUCAACAUUGCCAUUAACUACAGCUGCUGGCGAUCAGUGCAGAAGUAGAGAAAUCAGAAACAGAACACUGUCAGCUGAUGAAGUCCACUCCAGAGGCUAUGCAUCACAAGCCCCUGCAGCAACAAGCACAGGAGAAAUUCCAACCCAGGUUAAAAAAGGACUAGCCCCACGAGCUAGCUGGCCUAGUACAACAGCCACUCCACCAAGCUCAAUAUCCUCCUGGUGCCAGCCUUUGCCACAGCAUUACCAUGCUAGGAGUAACUGUCUGGCACAAAGCAACUGCACGUGCUUUUCAUCAAGACAUCAUACAGCAGGUGCAAGAUUUCAGCCUGAGUUGAGUUGCUGUCAACAAAUCAAGUACUGUCGUGAAGCUAUCAUUAACAGCAUGACUGAAGGAUGUCUUAACCACAUCCUGGAUAUCCUAAGGUCAAAUCAUAAAAUGGCUAAAGGUGACUAUGAACUUAUUACUGCCUCACAAACACUGAGCAACAGGACCAGAGCUCUUCUGGACACAUGUCUCUGCUUAGGGGAGGGGGCAUCCAAAGUUGUUGUGAUGGUACUACUGGCACAAAAGAGGACACCUGCUUUAGGGAACCACUGCAAAGCUGAGUGCCAAAAGUAUCAGUAGUCGAAGACCCCUAUUAAAGUAACUUUGAAGAAAUGUGUUUUGGUAGUGAUGAUGUUCCUUCCUUCUGUGCUCUGAAACACUACUGGAAGUUAAGACAUUUAGAGCAUUUGUCUCAUGCUGUUUGUUUCUGAGAGCACAAAGAAACAAGCUGCACUUAAGAAGCUGACAUUUCCUCAUUUUAAGAAGGCCAGUAUCUCUUACUUAUGACAACAGAUGGACACACCAGCACUAACCAUUAUUUAUUUAGCAUGCCUUAAAGAAUCAAGAUUUGCAGUGGCAAAAUAGAGUGUGUGAAGGAAGCAACAGCCUCUGCAAUGGCAUUCCCCUAUCUUUUCUUGAAUGUAGUAAAAAAGGAUGAUUAGUGCAAACUAAACAUUUAUACAGUUGCUACAGAGACAUAAAAGUUAAAUGCAGCAACCAACCCAAUAAAUGAUUCCUACAAAUGAGACAUAUGAUGGUCUGCAACAUAAGGCUCUUAAGUAAUAC